AUGGCGCAUAGUGGUGGUGUUUUAAGCUCGGAUAUAUCUCGAAGGAAUCCACAAGAUGAGUACGAGCUGGUGCAGAGGAUUGGUUCGGGCACCUAUGGCGAUGUAUACAAGGCCAAAAGGCUCAACGGCAACGGCGAGCUUGCCGCCAUCAAGGUGAUAAAGCUGGAGCCGGGUGAUGACUUCGCCAUCAUCCAGCAGGAGAUACUGAUGAUGAAGGACUGCCGGCAUCCGAACAUAGUCGCCUACUACGGCUCGUACCUGAGGCGGGACAAACUUUGGAUCAGCAUGGAGUACUGUGGCGGUGGCAGCUUGCAGGACAUCUACCACGUAACGGGCCCUCUAACCGAGAUACAGAUCGCCUACAUGUGUCGAGAGACGCUGACAGGGCUCUCCUACCUGCACAGCAUGGGGAAGAUGCACAGGGAUAUUAAAGGUGCUAACAUUCUCCUAACGGAGUGCGGAGACGUAAAGCUCGCCGACUUCGGGGUAUCAGCUCAGAUAACUGCCACCAUCAACAAGAGGAAGUCCUUCAUCGGCACCCCAUACUGGAUGGCGCCCGAGGUGGCCGCAGUGGAGAGGAAGGGUGGCUACAACCAGCUGUGCGACAUCUGGGCCUGCGGUAUAACAGCCAUAGAGCUGGCUGAGCUGCAGCCGCCCAUGUUCGAGUUGCACCCAAUGAGGGUGCUCUUCCUCAUGUCCAAGUCGGGCUUCAAGCCGCCCCAGCUGAAGGACAGGGAGCGCUGGUCCCAGGUGUUCCACUCGUUCCUCAAGCUGGCCCUCACCAAGAACCCGAAGAAGCGGCCCACGGCCGACAAGCUGUUGCAGCACGCGUUCUUCCAGCAGGAGAUGAGCAAGCGGCUGGCGAUAGAACUCCUGCAGAAAUACUCAAACCCGCCCAGCCACUGCAACAGCCAGGAGUUGGACGAGGACGGGAACCACAAAGUUAGCCAAUCAAAGUACAUAAGACACCAACAUAUCGAACGCUAUCGCGCGCAGGCGAUAUCGAACGUGCCGCAGCGCAUCGCGUCGAAGCACACGGGCCGCGGGCGGCGGAUCGCGUGCGCGGAGGCCGGCGCGGGCGCGGAGGCACGUCCGCGCAGCCUCGCCGCCGCCGGCGCACUGGCGCCGCUCGCGCGCCCCGCCCGCCCCUCCUCGCUGGCGGGGGCGAGGGGCGCGCGGGCGGCCGAGCGGCGCGCGUACGACGACUCGCCCGUGGUGGACCUCGACGCGGACGACGAGCUCGCCCCCCGCGCGCCCCCUCCGCCCCCGCCGCACCACGCCGCCGUCGAGCCGAGCCGCAGCUGCGACGGCGACACCAUCAAGAGGGCAGACUUCCACCGGCAGUCGAGCGAGGACUGGAGCGUGGCCUCCCUCAUGAGCUGCCCGAAGCACCACCCCCUCUCCCAGGACCUGGAGGACCUCUCCACGGACACGAUGCCCACCAGCGAGAAGGCCACCCUACCCCUCACCGCGGAGACCGCCAACAUGGCGCAGGGCAGCAGCCCGCUCUCGGUCCACGACCAGCACCUCUCGCAGUGCAUACAGCUGAAGCAGAACUACCUGAACAGCACCACGAACAUAUACCAGGGCCUAGCCGCAGGCUUCCGCAGCGCGGACCCGACGGAACCCCCGGGGGCGGAGCCCGAGCUCUCCCUCUCCGAGGGGGCGGAGUCCCCGCGGCGGAACGCCAACUGCGAGUGCGGGCUGUGCCCCAGACCGGAGCCCCGCGGAGACAGCCUCAGCGACCUCCAGCGCUCGGUCGCCCGCUGCGGCUGCGACGCGUGCUCGACCAACGGCGACAUACUUGGCCAAUACCGCCGCUGCCCCAACUUGAAUCGCGACACCGGUAUAGUCUACUGCGAGGUGUGCGAGAAGCAGAAGAUAUCCGUUUCGAACUUCCGCGCGCUCCGAAUAGCGAACAGGCUGAGGUUGGAGAACGGCGCCGGCUCCGACGAGGACCUGUGCCGCCGGAUAGACCUCAGCAUGGACCUCGAGGAGGUCUACGACCCGAGGAGGCGGCACAACGGCCACGGGGAGACCGCCGCGCCGGGGAUAGACCUCGGCCAGUUCUGCCAGUGCGAGCUGGAGAAGCGGAAGACCUCGUCGGUGGACGAGAUAUUCCGGAUGUCGGAGGAGGCGAGGGAGCCGGCCCCCCCGCCGGAGGACGAGGCCAGGGUCGGCAGGCAGCGCAGCCUCUCCGACAGCCAGCGCGACAAGGCCAAGGUGGACGGAGACGUGGCCCACCCGGGGGCGGGCGUGGCGGCCGGUGCCCCCGCGGGGGCGCCGCCCGUGCCCCCGCGCAGGGCGCGCUCGCGGCGGGCGCACACGCCGCCCCGCCCCGCGCCCAACGGCCUGCCGCCCACGCCCAAGGUGCACAUGGGCGCCUGCUUCUCCAAGGUGUUCAAUGGAUGCCCCCUGAGGAUAAACUGUACAGCCUCCUGGAUACAUCCGGACACGAGGGAUCAGCAUAUUCUAAUUGGCGCCGAAGAGGGUAUCUACACGUUGAACCUGAACGAACUCCACGAGACCGCUAUGGACCAACUAUGUCCGAGAAGAACGAUAUGGAUGCACGUGAUAAAAGACGUUCUAAUGUCGCUUUCUGGCAAGACGCCGUCGCUGUACCGGCACGAGCUGCUGGCGCUGGUGGGGGGCGCGAGGGGCGGGCGCUCCCUGAGGGUGCUGCCCCCUCGGCUGCUGCCGCGCCGCUUCGCGCUCAGCACGCGCGUCCCCGACACUAGGGGCUGCGUCCGCUGCGCCGUUGCGCGGAACCCUUACAACGGGUACAAAUACCUGUGCGGGGCGACGCCGGCGGGGCUGUUCCUCAUGCAGUGGUACGACCCGCUGAGGAAGUUCAUGCUGCUCAAGAACAUCGAGUGCGUGCUGCCAACGCCCCUGUCGGCCUUCGAGCUGAUCAUCACGCCGGAGCUGGAGUACCCGCUGCUCUGUGUCGGCGCCACCAGGAAGCCGCUGCGGCUCAGCCUCGUCAACAUCAACUCUGGCGCGACGUGGUUCCACUCGGACGAGCUGGACGUGGGGGUGGGGGUGGGUGGUGCGGGCACGGUGGUGCCUAGGCCCGAGAGGCUUCACACCCUCCGCGCAGUGCACCAGCUGAACAAGGACGCGGUGCUGGUCUGCCACGAGAACACGGUGGACAUCAUCCCGGUGCUGGAGCGGAGGCGCGCCGACGAGGAGAGGCGGCGCAACAAGCUCGUCCCCAGGAUAGAGUUCGACUUCCACAUCGAGAGCAUCCUGUGCUUGGCGGAUUCUGUUCUGGCCUUCCACCGGCACGGCGUGCAGGGCCGCUCUUUGAGGAACGCUGACGUCACCCAGGAGAUCACCGAUCUGUCGCGCGCCUACCGUCUUCUCGGCCAUGACAAAGUCGUGGUCCUAGAGUCGCACACUCUGCACAACACACUGUCGAGUGACGACGGGAACGAUUUGUACAUUCUCGCCGGCCACGAGGCUUCCUAU
Iphiclides podalirius (scarce swallowtail) is the source of this 3471-nucleotide messenger RNA. NCBI's taxonomy places the organism in Eukaryota, Metazoa, Arthropoda, Insecta, Lepidoptera, Papilionidae. The record is from the annotation of a GenBank genome assembly.